Messenger RNA from Penicillium samsonianum, 1689 nucleotides. RefSeq lists its product as uncharacterized. The transcript has a single exon. Bases 1 to 1689 code for a protein of 562 amino acids. The record is from RefSeq and is a predicted model, not a curated record. Lineage: Eukaryota; Fungi; Ascomycota; Eurotiomycetes; Eurotiales; Aspergillaceae.
AUGGUAUCUGUCACGUCACGAAGGGGCAUCGCCAUCCAGCGUGCACAAGCCGACACAAUGCGCGACAGGAUUGAGCGCAUAACUGAGGACCUCAAAGAUAUCAAGGAAUUUUUCCCCAUCAAAAUAUCUCCGAGAAGGACGCAGAAGUUACGCGAAUUCCUUACAUCUGAACUCGACUCACUCCGCGACCAACCCUUUGAUCUUUAUGAUCAGCAAGGGAAGGUAGAUUAUCUUCUCGUGAGAAACUACCUAGAAAGGCAGCUCCGCGAGUUGGAACUCGACUGUAAACAGGAUGCAAAGACCGCACUGCUUCUACCAUUUUCAGACACGCUGCUGGAGCUGUGUGAGGCCCGUGCUAUGGUAGUGUCGAUGAAUGCGAAAAAUGCUGCCCAGAAGCUUGUUGAAUCCCAGUCUCAAAUUGCAGCCGUGAUAGAUAUGGUCAAGAACGACUCGACCAAGAUCCGGAUGGAGAAAACAAUUGCGUUUAGAGCGGCGAGAAACAUAGACUCAUUGCACGACAACCUGAAAGAAUGGUUCGAAUUCUACAAAGGCUAUGAUCCGUCUUUCAACUGGUGGGUGUCACAUCCAUAUGGGGUUGUGGAAAAGGGCCUGAAAGAUGUUUCAGCAAGUAUCCGAGAGAACUUGGCUGGUAUCCGCCCAGGCAACGAAGAUGCGAUAGUGGGAGACCCUAUCGGUCGAGAGGGUUUGCUUAGCGAGCUUCUGGGUGAAAUGAUUGCCUACACACCAGAAGAACUAAUCUCGAUCGGAGAGAAGGAGUUCAAAUGGUGUGUUGGUGAACUGAAGAAGGCAUCACACAGCAUGGGGUUCCAGGACAACUGGAACCAAGCCCUAGAAGAAGUCAAGAAUGACUUUGUCGAGCCUGGAAAACAAACCGAGUUAGUCCGAGAUCUCACGAUGGAAGCAAUCUCCUUUGUCGAAGAUCACCAACUCGUCACCGUUCCACCGGUUGCCAAGGAAAACUGGCAGAUGUUUAUGAUGUCGCCCGAGCGCCAGAAAGUAAACCCUUUCUUCCUCGGAGGCGACUGUAUCAUUGUCUCAUAUCCAACGGACCAGAUGGACCAUGAAGCCAAGCUGAUGGGGAUGCGCGGGAACAACAUCCAUUUCUCCCGCGCCACGGUGUUCCAUGAGAUGAUACCUGGACACCAUUUGCAGAUGCACAUGAUUGCGAGAUACAGACCCUACCGCCGCCUAUUUGACACGCCGUUUUGGAUUGAAGGAUGGGCUCUGUAUUGGGAGUUCAUUCUGUGGAAUGACGAGCGGUUCAAAAAGACGCCGCAGAACCGGAUCGGGAUGCUGUUUUGGCGGCUUCAUCGAUGCGCCCGAAUUAUAUUCUCUAUCAAGUUUCAUCUUGGCCAGAUGGCUCCUCAGGAGUGCAUUGAUCUACUCGUCGAUCAAGUCGGACACGAACGAGCCACUGCAGAAGGAGAAGUGAGGCGAUCACUGAAUGGCGAUUAUUCACCGUUAUAUCAGGCCGGGUACAUGCUGGGUGCGUUGCAAAUAUAUGCUUUGCGAAAGGAGACUGUCGAGACGGGGCAUCUUCCCGAGAAGGAAUUUCAUGACCGGUUUUUGAAGGAGAAUUGUAUGCCAAUAGAGUUGGCGCGAGCCUUGAUGCAAGAUCAACCGUUAUCGCGUGAGCACAAACCGUCUUGGAAAUUCUAUUCCUUAUAA